UAAAAUUAGUAGUAUUUUUUUAAAAUUUAUUACAAUACAUUUGUAAGAUUUGUAUAGAACCUCAAAAAAGAGGUUUAAAAAUAGAUUUAUAAAAAGAUUUUAACAUAGUAAAUAAUGAAAUCUCAAUAAUGAAAAAGAUUUUACAUUUUCAAUCACAUUUGUCAAAAUUGGUGCAACAUUUGUACAACUAUCAUACUUGUAUCAAGUUAAGUUAAUAUUAUUCUAUAACAAUAUUUGUUAUGUUAUUAAAGUUUUCUGAAUUCAUAUUCUGAAUUUGGGACAAUCUACUUAAGAUAACUUUUGCCACGUUAACUUUAAUUCCAUUAUUGUCAUAAUCAUUGUAAUAAAUUAAUUCGCACAGAUCUGCACAUUCUGUGUCAUUACUUAUUAAUUCCCUUAAUUUUUCAUAAAAUUUCUUUAUGAUUUCUUUGCCAUAUUUUUUGUAAACAUACGUUUCAUUGUGAGCAUGUUUUUGAACUUCAUGGAAAGUUAAUAGAGGUGUUGCUCCUUCCACCACUAUGUACAAAGGUGUGGUCUUUAGUCUUUGACCAUUUGGAUAAAUUUUAUAUAUGGUAUUAUGAUACAUUCUUCUUUUAAUACCAGCUCGAUUGCGCUCUUCUUUCUCUAAAUUCAUUGCACCUUCCAUCCAUUGAUACGAAGCUUCUUUCAAAUCUGGUGGAAUAUAUGAUGAAGAAGGAAUCAAAAUGAAUAACUUAUGAACACUUAUUUUUAUAUUAUGAUUGUCCUCAAUAUUUUCUAUCUUUUCGAUAAGUCCUUUGUUCAGAGAGCCUGUUGAAGGAAGUACUAUCCUUAAAUAUCCGUAAUAAUAACUGUAGGCCAUUGCACAUCCAUAGUCUAAACCUUGCAUCGAAUUAAUAUUCAAUGUGUUUUCUUGUUUUAUUCUAUCCAAGUGUGCAACCUGUGAAAGAGGGGAACGAGACGAACAGAGACGAAGGGGGCGAAAGAGGAUGAGAAAGAUAGUUCGCGUAUCGGCGGGUCAGAGCGCUGUUAACGUAAGUGAAACAAGUCGAUUGCCCCGCGGUACAAUCGAAACCAUGCACGAUCGAUAAAGCCUAUAAUCCGUGAAGCGUUCUCUGCGAGAAAAAAAAAAAGAAUUACUCGGACGACGCGCUGCCCCAUGCGUAUUUGUUUCCCCGUGCGAGGACGCGAGCGGAAACGUGUAAGUCGGCCGCGAGUGCAUCGGCGGGACGAAAUAUCCUGGCAGGUGAUCUCUGCAUGCUGAUUAGCGCCAUAUCCUACAAUGGACCAAUCAGCUGCUUGGUAAACCGCCGUGAAACCUCGAAUCUGUCCGCAGACGAAUGACAACAAAAGAGACUGAUAGAAGUCGCGCGCGCGAGACAGUGGAUUUUUUUCGCGACUCCACCGUGAAGAUUUGCGGUUUUUUCCAUUUUGUUGCCCGCCGCGAGUAACGUCGGUCCGCCCGUGUCGGUGAAAGUGUUCGGAGGAAUAUGAAGAGAAGAAAUGUCGAGUGCGGCAAGCUUCGGAGGCCCUUGAAACGCAACAAGCUCACCGAGGGAAUCUACGGAAGUACUUUACUUUAUCUGAAAUUUCUUCUGCUAUGGGCCAUGGUAAUUUUGGCAGACUUCAUUUUAGAAUUCCGAUUUGAAUUUUUGUGGCCAUUCUGGCUACUUCUUAGAAGUGUUUACGAUUCUUUUAAAUACCAAGGCUUGGCCUUCUCUGUAUUUUUUAUUUGUAUCGCUCUUACAUCAGAUAUGAUUUGUUUCUUUUUCAUACCAGUACAUUGGUUGUUUUUUGCUGCCAGCACUUAUGUUUGGGUACAAUAUGUUUGGCACACAGAUAAAGGUGUGUGCUUACCAACUGUGAUGUUAUGGUUACUAUUUCUAUACAUAGAAGCAGCGGUUCGAUUAAGAGAUUUGAGACACAUGCCCUUUCAUUUAGAUCUCUGUCGACCAUUUGCAGCGCAUUGAGAAAGCAAAAAGAUGUAGCAAAAGAGAAUGAAUUCUACCUACAACUAUUGCAGCAAGCACUGCCUCUAGAGCAACAAACCUCUACUACGAUACAACCAAUACAAAUUCAAUCACAAACGCAUAUUACAACAUUAGAACAACAUGUUAAAUCACAAAAUAAUAAAAUAAAUUCGCAGUGCAAUCCAAGUCCUGAGAAAAGUAGAGGAAACAGUAAUAAUUCUGUAGAAACAAGUGUACAAAAUGGUAGUGUACAUAUAAGUACACAAAUUACAUCAACAAACCAAAAUGUAACGACAAAAAAUAAUCAUAGAAAGUCCUUGGAUAAAGGCGAAAAGCAAGAAGAGCAACACAAUAAACAUAAUGUAACUAAUGUAUCACAAUCUGACAAAAAUGAUAAAAGAUUUAUACAUACAAAUGGCAAUACUGUUAAUCACAGUGAUAUGCAGUUCAUCGAAAGAGUUGGAUCUGUGAAUGAUUUUGAUGCAAAUGAAGUAGAAAAAGACAAAUUUAUUAAGGGUGCAAAUUGUGGGCAUACUGCAGUAAAAUCACAGACUAAUGGUUCUGUAACAGGAAAGUGGAACAAUAUAAAAGAAAAUCGAGAAUCGUCGUCCACAGUCAAUACUCAACGUGAACGAAAAGCACGUCAAGUGAAAGCCGCAGUUGAUAAUAUAACUGAACAGCAAAAGCAGCAAGAUGAAUAUUGUCAAAGGUUACUGAUGUGUCGCAGGCUCGAAGCUGACAUAAAACGCCUGAAAUCAGAUCUACAAUCCAGUCGACAACUGGAACAAGAACUUCGCUCCCAGAUUAAUUCUCUACAAAAUGGAGAACGUCAAGCUAAGGGCGAUAUACAACAACUUCAGCACGAUAAUGAUCAAUUACAAAGCAAGUUACACGGAUUAGUAACAGCUCGUCAAUUAGACAAACAAACAAUGUCCUCGUUGGAAAAACGAAUCGCAGAGGAGCGGAAACAGCGCACUGCUUGCGAAGCAUCUUUGGUUUCCGAAAGGCGAGCACGACGAGCUGCUGAAGAAGCACGAUCUGCAAUUCCGCCUCCACCUCCGCCACUUAUUAGACAAGAAUGUACAGAUACUUGUAAAAGUCGUAGGACACAGAUGGAACAAGAUCUCAAAAAUUUGCGCCGAGAAUUUAAAACGAAAGAAGAUAGGUGCAACACAUUAGAAAAAGAUAUAACGCGUUGCAAGGAAAAUCACAAAGAGUCUGAAAUUUUACUCAGUGCAUUGAACGCGCUACAAGAUAAAACAGCGCAUUUAGAAGACAGUCUGAGUGCAGAAACGCGUAUAAAGCUCGAUUUAUUUUCUGCACUUGGUGAAGCCAAACGACAAUUAGAGAUCAGAGAAAGUUUAAUUAGAUCUCAAGAAAAGGAAAUUGAAAUGUUGAAAGCAAAAAUAGCCCAAGAUUUAGCUGUGAUGCCACAAGACACGUUUGGACCUGCGCCAACCUGUGCGACAUCUAAACUUCGGUUAAAUAAUGAAGUACGAGUUGCAGGUACAAAAAUACGUUCAAAUGAAAGUCCCUGUCCAGGGUGUACAGUGUCAAAUUUGGAUCCAAAUGCGACAGCAUAUACACCCAAAAAUUCCCUAAUAGCGUCUACCGAAGCUUGA
Messenger RNA from Heterotrigona itama, 3571 nucleotides. The record is from the annotation of a GenBank genome assembly. Lineage: Eukaryota; Metazoa; Arthropoda; Insecta; Hymenoptera; Apidae.